GCUAGAAGCCAAAUAUUCCCUCUGCUUCUUCCACAAAUUCAAAAUCACACACACACAGAUCCUCCUUCCCUGCAACUACAACCUUCUUCUCCGAGCCUCCCUACCCAGAAAAAAAUGGCAUCUCGAUACAACUCUUACGAUUCAAGAUCAUCCGUAACUUCCUCAAUCCAAUCAGAUCCGUCUUCCUCCGCCGAAUUCAAAUCCAGCAAGGCCAUUGUCAGAUCCAAACCUUCCUACUUAACCAAAACAGCUAAACACGAUGCUAAUCCUGGGAACCUCACUUGUAUGAUGAAGAAGCUCAUGGACAUGAAGAAAUCUAAUCCCAAGGGCAAAAGGGUCGAGCUUGUGAUUCCCCAUGAACUCAAGAAGCUUGAUACUGUUCGAGGAGGAGGAGGGAAGGGUGCAUUGGGAACGCUGCAGAGGAAGCUGUUCGGGAAGGAGAAGGAGAAGGUGAAGGCUUUGACAGAGGUUAAAGGGAACACGAGGACUCUCUCUAUGGUUCUGCGAAGCGAGAGGGAGCUCCUGAGCAUGAACAAGGACCAGGAGAUUGAGAUCUCCGAGCUUAAGUUUCAGCUUGAAGAGAAGAACAGAGAAGUGGAGAAGUUGAAGGAUCUAUGUCUGAAGCAAAGGGAGGAGAUAAAGUCGCUGAAAAGCGCACUUUUGUUUCCAGAUGGGAUGAACAGCGAAAUGCAGGAGCUCAACGAGGCGAGGCAGAUCAUCCCUAACCUUCAGAAGCAGGUUCUUUCACUCAAUGGCCAGCUCCAAUGCAUUGCUCAAGACCUUGCCGAGGUGAAGGCGAACAAGUACAUAUCAGAAAGCUGUUACUGGCAAGCACAGACGUCUUCCUAUGAUUCACUGGAAUUCAGCUCAGGCAGCCCUGAUAGAUUGGCUCUGGAGGAUCUGAAUCCAUGCUUAACCCCUUAUGCCAAGAAGAAGCCUAAGGAUUUUGAGAGGGUGGAUUCAGCAGAAGAGAGCUUAUCGGGGAGAAGUACUGUAACAAAUACAGGAGGUAAAGGCAAAUCUAGUUCAAAAAGUGUGAAGAUGUCAAGGAGCUCAGAGGGAAAGGCAGGACGGAGAUCAGAGGAGAGCAAAGGAUGGCAUAGGGGUGGGAGAAUGUUUUAAGGUAAAACAAAAAUGCAAGCUUGCACCUCCUUCUUUUUCCACUUUGGUAUAUGUGCAUGUCUUUUGCUCUCAUUCUCAGAGGGUAGUAUGGUUUUGGUAGAAUCAUGUGGAGACAUGAUCCGAGACUGAGUUGAACAAGUUAAAAAAGUGUUAUGUAAAAUAGAUGACUUUUUAUAAUAAAAUAAGGUAUUAUAGAUG
Messenger RNA from Brassica oleracea var. oleracea, 1320 nucleotides. RefSeq lists its product as uncharacterized. The transcript has 5 exons. Bases 115 to 1122 code for a protein of 335 amino acids. Lineage: Eukaryota; Viridiplantae; Streptophyta; Magnoliopsida; Brassicales; Brassicaceae. The record is from RefSeq and is a predicted model, not a curated record.